This is a messenger RNA of Pundamilia nyererei, 376 nucleotides long. RefSeq names its product von Willebrand factor A domain-containing protein 7-like. NCBI's taxonomy places the organism in Eukaryota, Metazoa, Chordata, Actinopteri, Cichliformes, Cichlidae. The transcript has 3 exons. The record is from RefSeq and is a predicted model, not a curated record. The annotation marks the transcript as partial.
GGUUCCUCUCCUGAAGAGCUGGUGCAAGCCUGUCUAGGUCCCACAGCAACAGGAGAGGUGUCUGGUGCCAAAUUUCAUUCUGCUCUUCAAGAGAUCUACGCCCAGAAUGGGUUGGUAGAUCGCGACUUUGUCAACAGUGCUCCACAUCACUUCAACUCUGAGGCUUUCUUGGAGGGGCGGAGCCUAAUCACACAGGGCAUGGUGGCCAUUAAAGCUAACGUUCACAAUGAGAAUUUUCAGGCUGCAAGGACAACACUGGGUAGAGCCCUUCACACACUACAGGACUUUUACAGUCACAGUAACUGGGUUGAGCUGGGGUACACAAAGCCAUACAGCAACCUCAUAAACCCAGGCCUCCCUCUGGAUAACCUGGCAG